Penicillium concentricum is the source of this 261-nucleotide messenger RNA. Its product is annotated as Short-chain dehydrogenase/reductase SDR. NCBI's taxonomy places the organism in Eukaryota, Fungi, Ascomycota, Eurotiomycetes, Eurotiales, Aspergillaceae. The record is from RefSeq and is a predicted model, not a curated record. The transcript has a single exon. Bases 1 to 261 code for a protein of 86 amino acids.
AUGCGGGAAUGGCAGACAUAUUUUGCCUGGAUGGACAAGAAGAAGGACGAACAUUGGUACAAGACAAUCGACCAAGAGUUGAGCCUGGUCUAUCCUUAUGACACAGGUAUUUGGAAGAGUCUCGUGAAUCAAUCAUCAAUGUUAAUUCUGUUAACGGCUGGGUUGUGCUCUCUCAACUACCGGUACCGCUUGAUCAAGAGGGGCCCUGCAGUCAAAGUCAAAAGCGAAGUGCUCGCUUCUCAGCGAUGCCGAGAAUUCUGA